AUGGAUGGCCCUCCUCAACAUACCAUGACACUGCGAAAUGAAAGAGGUAUGCCUCCACUCUUAUCUACUCAUAAUUUUUGUAUUUCUCCUUCAGAAAUAGUGUACGCGCUAGAGGAGCUCGGCACGAAGGUACAACAGCUGCAGAAGAUGAAGUCCUAUCCAAGUACUCGGAAAUCAAAUGCCCUCUACGAAUUUCACCAGGAAUGGGGUCAUAAAAUCAAGGACUGCAUAGGUCUGCGGCAGGAGGCGGUGAGGAUGCUAAAUCAGGGAGACCUGAGAGAACUGAUGAGCGACCGAGGGCAAGCCAAUUUUGCCCGUAGACGCGAGCAACCUCAAGGACCUCCAACACUGCCCUCUCCCGCUCGCACCAUACAAAUGAUCAUCGAUGGAGGUGAUAGGACAGCAAUCAACCAUGUGAAAUUCACCACUGCACACAAACUCAAACGGUUGAUCACUCACGAACGGUAUGAUGACCUCGAAGAUAGUAUCGUCUUCGAUAAGUUGGAUACCGACGGUUUGUCUUUCCCUCACUAUGAUGCUCUAGUUAUUACUUUACGUAUUGCGGAUACUGAUGUGAAAAGAAUAAUGGUAGACGGUGGAAGCAGCGCGUGUAUUAUCCAUCCUCUAGUCCUUGCACAGAUGGGGCUCGAAGGUAAAAUAAUACCGCAUUGCAUAACGCUAACGGGUUUUAAUAAUGCAGUCGAGCAAACUUCUGGAGAAUUAGUGCUACCCAUUCUAGCUGAAGGAGUCACCCUGGAAACAACGUUUCACAUCAUGGACUAA
Nicotiana tabacum (common tobacco) is the source of this 783-nucleotide messenger RNA. The record is from RefSeq and is a predicted model, not a curated record. NCBI's taxonomy places the organism in Eukaryota, Viridiplantae, Streptophyta, Magnoliopsida, Solanales, Solanaceae.